Molecule: messenger RNA, 1132 nt
Organism: Mollisia scopiformis
Lineage: Eukaryota; Fungi; Ascomycota; Leotiomycetes; Helotiales; Mollisiaceae
Exons: 3
Coding region: 222-833 (203 amino acids)
Molecular function (GO): GTPase activity; GTP binding
Source: RefSeq, a predicted model, not a curated record
GUCAUAUUCAUUCUCAUUUCGUUUCCCUUUGUGAAUGACCCUGCUUUUCCUUUGUGUUGCUAUAGAAUCUGGUGGCGCUUUGAUUUUUAGCGAUGCAGGGUGCCUCGGCCAGCGCUGACGUCGUGAAUCAAACCUUGGCUGGGCACAUGAACUUUUUUUGUUCACUUCCAGGUAACUGUCUCUCAACAACUUUCUUGCAAUAUUCCAGAAAGAUCAACAAGAUGGCAUCCGACGAGUCGAUUUCUACAUUAAAGAUCUUAAUGAUCGGACCAUCAGGAGCAGGAAAGUCAGCACUACUCAUACGAUAUUGCGAUGACCAGUUCGACUCCGAAUCCUCUACUGCCACCAUAGGUGUAGAUUUCAAGAUGAAGAAACUCUCCGUCCACGGCAAAGCCUAUCGUCUCAACCUCCUCGACACCGCCGGCCAAGAACGCUUCCGCACCCUCUCCAACAGCUACUACCGCGGCGCCCACGGCGUGGUCCUCGUGUACGACAUCUCGAACCGGGACUCGUUCCUGGCGAUGGAGCGCUGGUUCGAAGAGGUGGAGUCGAAUGCGCAGCCCGGUGCGGUCACAUAUCUCGUGGGCGCGAAGAUGGACAAGACGGCGCAGCGGACGGUGAAGGUGGAGGAGGGCAUGAAGAUGGCGGAGGAGAGGGGGUGUGUGGGGUUUUGUGAGGUGAGUAGUAAGACGAGGGAGAAUGUCCGGAAGCCGUUUGUCGAGAUUGUGGAUGCAGUUGUGCAGAAGCCGGAGUUGUUGAGUAGUGGGACGAGGAGGAUGGGGACGGUGCCUGUGGAUGGAGGGGAGGGUUUUGGGAGUGGAUGUUCGUGUUGAGGAGAUGGAGAGCCUUGAGAGGAUCUCAGUGUCGUGGAAGUAGUUGUGCAUUUCUAUGUGCGGGGUCCGGAAGACGAGGAAGGGCGAUAUACGAGACAGGGACUGGAUUAAGCGUUGUAUUGGAUGGUGUAGACUACAUGGAGUUUCACGGAUGCAAUCGCAUGGGAUUGGAUUGGAUGGGCAUGAUACCCUUAUACACAUAGAUUGUACAUUUUCUUCUAUUCCUUAGGUUUGAGGAAGUCUACGACCACUACUCCAUAGUUAGCACAAAUACACAUACAUUCACAGCCGUGAUACGC